Molecule: messenger RNA, 844 nt
Organism: Macaca mulatta (Rhesus monkey)
Lineage: Eukaryota; Metazoa; Chordata; Mammalia; Primates; Cercopithecidae
Source: RefSeq, a predicted model, not a curated record
AUGCUGUCCCUGUCCGCGCCGCCGCGAUGCCACCCUUUGUUGCGCACGCCGCCCCCGGCAAGCUGCUGGCGGCCGGGGCUAAGCGGAGGGCGGCGGCGGUCGGGCCUCUCCCGGUCCCCGCCAGGGGUGGGAGGACACUUCGGACCCAGCGUAGAGGAGGCCUCCGAGGCCCAAGCCGGCUUCGGCUGCUGCGCGUCCCCAGAGGCUCCCUCGGGCCUCACUCGCGGCCUCUCCUCCAGACGCCAGGGGCCUGCCACAAAGCCGAGGGCUCCGCAUGGCCGUGGGAGAAGCCGGGUGCACGGAGCCUCCCCGCGCCCAGACGCCGAGGGGAUGCAAACAGGAGAGCCAGGCCUGAUGGCAGGAUUUCCUCUUCAAGUCCAAGCCCAGCCCCCACAUCCAGAAAAUGGGGAAAUACUAAAGGAAGAGACGAUUAAGUCCCUGAGAGAGGGGCUCCUGGGACGCCAGCGUUUCAGAAGUAGCAUAGGCUCCUAGAUGGACGCUGACAAACCCAAGGAGCGCCUUACAUUGUCGGGCAAGGACCAGACUCCAAGUUAAAAGACCGGCCGGGCCAUCAGUGGCAGAGAGCAGAGCCUCAAACACGAAAAGCCAGAAAGUGCUGCAGAGGCGUGGAAGGUGCGCCCCGCUUCCGCUCCCCAUGCUGGUCCUCUGGGAGCCCAGGAGCCCGUGCACGCUCUGGUGGGCUCAUAGUUUGUAGCUUUGGAGGCGAUGGGAAGGAUUUGCCACGCUCCCACCCACCCCCUAUCCCGAGAGAGUGCAAGGGAGAUGCAACUGUCUUUACCCCUAUCCCCGGCAGGCGCCCCGAACUAGAGUGUACUUGUUUCCA